GCUCAAACUGUGGGGGAGGGGGAAAGACUGAACAGAACGAGACUGUGACAUGAGUAAGAGUGGGUGAGCGAGAGACGGAAAGUCUGAAUCGAGGUUCCGACUUGAGUGGGGAAGUAGUGAUGAUUACCACAAGGGCGUGGUCGGCAAACCGCCUCCCAGAAGUGACACACAGAGGAAAGCGCCCUGGAUAUUGAGGACGUGGAUAGAUCUCUGGACUCGUGCAGCUCACAGGAUGGAUACCAAGAUUCAUUUGACCCAGUUGGCCUUCAUCCUGUUUGUCAUGCUUAAAGCAUCUCCAGUGACAUCCUCCCCAUCCAUAACUGUGAAAACCACCAAAGACGGAACCAAGAUCAAUAAAGAUGUUGCCUGGGAUCCGAAGUGGGACAAAGACUUCAUUUAUGAUUAUGAGUCCCUGCGCUACGCUGGACUGUCCAUUGCAGCAGUGCUUUUUAUUGUGGGCAUCAUGGUCAUUGGCUGCGGCAGGGCCUGUCGGCUGUGUAGAUGUCUCAAAAGGUCACCAAAAUCAUACUAAGCUUUUUGAGGAGAAAAACCUUACAGUGUACAUAUUUUUACGCAGAGCUGUGAGAAGCCAACCAGGAGUUCAUCCUGAAAAACAAUAACCUAGCACCAUGGUUGUAUAAUAUAAAAUGACUGACUAUAUGCUGCUUGGUAACAAGGUCAGAAAAACACCAAACAUAAAAAAACAUCAAUCAUGCUGACGAGUAAGAAAAAGCUUAACCAUCACCCGCUUAAUCUUUGUAUAACAUAAUUUCUAUACUUAGUGAAAUUGCACUGAAAUGUGAUUAUUUGUCUUUGCAAAUAAGAAGAUUAUUACCAUCUUAAUCACACCUUCAACCACGAAGCAGCCUUGUUUCUAAUGACCUUUUAUAUUGUAUAACAGAACAGCCACAGGCAGUCUCUCACAGCCACGAUUACUAUUUAACACAUCCUUCUCCUGAAAGAUAGUAGGCGCUCUUUACACUUUCAUCUCAACAUAAACGGGAGGUUUAGUGAGGAGUGUCCAAGCCUCCUAGUCAGUGAAGCAUUAUUAUUAUGGUCACCAUUCCACGCAUGGCAUCAAAUGAUCUGGACAAUAUUAUAAUUUAAUUAUAAUAUAGAUUUACUUUCAAAACGACGCAGAGUUCAGCAUACCUAUUUAAUAAACAAUAGUCUUGACUAUUUUAAUUGCCAUCAAGACUAAAUCAAAGAGAGAGAAGAUGUAAAAACAGAAUUGACAUGAUUCAACAUUACUGCAAAUAGUUUAUUGCGAGCUGGUUGGUUAUGUAUUAUAUACUUUGUUUAUAAAGAUAGGAUGACAAACUAUUGUGAAUGCUAUUAUCACUAAUACAUACAGUAUGGGAUCAUACAAAAUAGCAGACAAACGUUCAUUCGACAUUAAGUUCAAAUUUUUCUCCAAUAAGGCACAAAUAUUUUAGACAGAAAAACCUUUGGAAAAUAACUGCCACCACAAAUUGUUUACGUAGAAUUUCUAUAUGAACAGCGGAGAGAAGAAAUCACCCCGUAACAAAUGUAUAAAAACGACCAUUUGGUCAAAUAUAUUUUUAUGUUAAGAGACACGAUACAAACAUCAGUAAAUCUGUAAAUACAUACAAUAUAUUAAAAGCUGUAAUAACUGAAUAAGGUCUGACAAUGGUUUUAUGCGUAGGCUCUGAAAGCUGUGUGCAGUGUAACAAGAAAACUUUUAGUAAAUAUAAAAGAAUAAGAAAUGGAAUCUCGCACUGCAGCAAACCGAAAUAUAUUGGUUUUACAGUUGCGAUACUGUCAAAGUCUUGUCAAAGUCUUGACAGUAUUGCUGUCAUACUCUUAACCGGCCCCCGGAUGGUGGGGCUAUCGCUGCUCUACGCAGCUCUUAGACACACCGUGAGGGAAAAGAGUUUCAAUUUGGUUUUUGCACUGUAUGAUGUGACUUAUGUGAGUACUUUGAUUGCUUGCAUUUUUUGUGCAUUUUUAAUAAAAUGUGUUUUAAAACA
Molecule: messenger RNA, 1991 nt
Organism: Pungitius pungitius (ninespine stickleback)
Lineage: Eukaryota; Metazoa; Chordata; Actinopteri; Perciformes; Gasterosteidae
Gene: fxyd5
Product: FXYD domain containing ion transport regulator 5
Exons: 7
Coding region: 233-532 (99 amino acids)
Biological process (GO): regulation of sodium ion transmembrane transporter activity
Cellular component (GO): membrane
Molecular function (GO): sodium channel regulator activity
Source: RefSeq, a predicted model, not a curated record